Messenger RNA from Microtus ochrogaster (prairie vole), 887 nucleotides. RefSeq names its product regulator of cell cycle (gene Rgcc). NCBI's taxonomy places the organism in Eukaryota, Metazoa, Chordata, Mammalia, Rodentia, Cricetidae. The record is from RefSeq and is a predicted model, not a curated record. The transcript has 3 exons. Gene Ontology annotation, biological process: regulation of cell cycle. Gene Ontology annotation, cellular component: cytoplasm. Bases 120 to 548 code for a protein of 142 amino acids. Gene Ontology annotation, molecular function: protein kinase binding; protein kinase activator activity.
CGCAAGCGAGGAGCAAGCGCUCGGCCGGGUUACCCGAGCGGACUGCAGUGCAAGGCGGCCUCCACCAGGGCCAGCACCUCGCGGCAUCUCUGCCACGCGUGUAGGCGAGUGACCUCUCCAUGAAGCCGCCCUCGAUUCAGGGCAGCCCUGCGGCGGCUUCGGCCGCAGCCCCGGCAAUGGACUCAGCGGCCGCCGCAGACCUGACGGACGUGCUGUGCGAGUUCGACGCCGUGCUGGCGGACUUCGCAUCGCCCUUCCAUGCCCGCCACUUCCACUAUGAGGAGCACCUGGAGCGCAUGAAGAGGCGCAGCAGCGCCAGCGUCAGUGACAGCAGCGGCUUUAGCGACUCGGAGAGUGCAGACUCGCUGUACAGGGACAGCUUCAGCUUCAGCGAUGAGAAACUGAAUUCUCCCACGGACUCCACUCCAGCCCUGCUGACUUCCACUGUGGCUCCUCGGAAAGGUGAGCCCACCACUGCUUCUAUCUCUGCCCGCCCCAUUUUGUUUAUCCCCAACCAGGCGUUCACGGCGCACAAAGCAAGGAGAUAAGACAAUAAAUGGUUUUGGGGGGACAGAAUGCGUCGUUUCGUGGGAUUUGGGCCACGUGUAGAUUCUGUCUUGUGUCAGAGGGGAAGUGCUUCUCAUUUUCCUGCUGGACUAGCUUGGCUUCGUAAGAACUCAGCAGUAUGGCUUUGCAGCAAUGAGAAGAUUAUUUUCUUUUUCUCUUUCCUUCCUUCCUUCCUUCCUUCCUUUCUUUCAUUUCAUUUCAUUAACUGUUUACACUAGUGCUUUUGGGUGACCAGUUUAGCAGCUGUCUUUAUAAGAAAAGGAUGAUCUAACAUGGGGCCAUUGAGAUGGCUCAGUGGGUAAGCCUGCUUGCUGCCAAGC